Messenger RNA from Tachysurus fulvidraco (yellow catfish), 9768 nucleotides. It is a transcript of the gene mast1a, whose product is annotated as microtubule associated serine/threonine kinase 1a. Lineage: Eukaryota; Metazoa; Chordata; Actinopteri; Siluriformes; Bagridae. The record is from RefSeq and is a predicted model, not a curated record. The transcript has 27 exons. The coding region runs from base 1128 to 6053 and encodes 1641 amino acids. Gene Ontology annotation, molecular function: protein binding; protein serine/threonine kinase activity; magnesium ion binding. Gene Ontology annotation, biological process: intracellular signal transduction; peptidyl-serine phosphorylation.
UGGUCUAGUCCAAAGCGCUCUAACGAACGGUUCAGUGGGAAUAAAACAGGGCUGCGUCCCAAACCGCAGAAAAUUCAUCUCGAUAGUGCUUCCCUAUAUGGUUGCUAUGGUUACUAGACAUAGACGCGCUUUGUUUCAGGCUACUGUGUGCGGUUUGGGACGCGACCGCGACCCGAAAGCCUAACAUUAUCGCCUAGGCUGCCACACGGGGCUGUAAAAUGUUUUGCAGUGAAACCAGACGGAUCCGUUUACGGUGACCGGUUUAUUUCUCUUCUUCGUUUUAUGCCAUUCGAAGCACGCGGGACGUAACAGGAGUCGCACGAGCGCAAUCAGAGGAUCCAUCCGCGCGAGAGCCCGUGAAGGAAAUUAGUAGCCAUGGAAACGUGGGGGACGGACGGACUCCGUGUAACCGGAAACUCCCGCUCGCUAUAAACAAACCUAUGGACAGGUUGUCAGGUUACUGCGGACACGACAGAGCUAAAGAAACGGGUUUCUGGAUGUUUUCGAGUACAAAGACCGAAGAUGACCGACAAAGCAGGUGGUAGUACCGCGGGGGACGAGUCCGGGAUUAUCCGCCGGAGGAGGAUGCAGCUGUCGCACCAGUAACAGGAAGAGUCUAAUCCUGACCAGUACGUCCCCGACCCUGCCACGACCCCAUUCACCUCUACCUGGACACAUAGGAAGUAGUCCACUGGACAGUCCUCGUACCUUUUCACCCAGCGGCCCUGCACACUUCUCUUUCACCCCCUCUAGAAGAUGGUGUUUGAGGCACUGAGGCUCAGAACAGUGCUUGUCUAUAGAAGGCGUGUUUUCUCACCGCAUGUUUACAACGCCAAUGACAGACCAUCAUCAUGUAACGGUUGCUCAGCAACUAACUCCAGCGCACUGUUUUGUUGCCCGUCGCUGGAAGCUUCAUCAGCUCUGCUUUCCGUGUGUUACAGAUUGAAGAUUUCACGACUGUGCGGCUCAAAUAAAGCGUGCUAUCGUUCUUCUUAUCUGAGCUGGCUGAUGGACGCCGCUGGUCUCUGGCUUCACUGCCGUCUUCUGGAUACGGCACUAACACUCCCAGCUCCACGUCGUCGAGCUCGUCUCAGGAGCGUCUGCACCAGCUGCCCUUCCAGCCCACCAUGGACGAGCUGCACUUCCUGUCCAAACACUUCGGCAGCACAGAGAGCAUGACGGACGACGACGGACGCAGGUCACCACAUGUACGGCCCCGCUCGAGAAGCCUCAGUCCGGGCCGUUCACCAUCCUGCUAUGACAAUGAAAUCGUCAUGAUGAACCAUGUGUAUAAGGAGAGAUUCCCGAAGGCCACGGCUCAGAUGGAGGAGCGCAUGGCGGACUUCAUCCAGUCCUACACUCCGGAGAACGUGCUGCCGCUGGCCGACGGCGUCCUGAGCUUCAUCCACCACCAGAUCGCCGAGCUGUCCCGGGACUGCCUGACCAAAUCCAGGGAGGGCCUCAUCACCACCGUCUACUUCUACGAGCUGCAGGAGAACCUGGAUAAACUCCUGCAUGACGCGUACGAGCGAUCAGAAAGUUCUGAGCUGACCUUCGUCAUAGAGCUGGUUAAAAAACUCCUCAUCAUAAUUUCUCGACCUGCAAGACUUCUGGAGUGUUUGGAGUUUAACCCUGAGGAGUUUUAUCACCUGCUGGAGGCAGCGGAGGAUCACGCUAAAGAAGGACAUCUGAUGAAGACGGACAUCCCGCGGUACAUCAUCAGCCAACUCGGCCUCACACGAGACCCGCUGGAGGAAAUGGUGAACCUGGACAGCUACGACAGCGAGGGGCCACACACACCUGAGACCGACGACUCGGCUGAGGGAAAGAUGAAGGUCAUGAAGCCACCCUGUGAGUCUGACUUUCAGACCAUCAAGCUGAUUAGCAACGGAGCGUAUGGGGCGGUGUAUCUGGUAAGGCACAGAGAGACUCGGCAGCGUUUCGCCAUGAAGAAAAUCAACAAGCAGAACCUGAUCCUGAGGAACCAGAUCCAACAGGCGUUUGUGGAGAGAGACAUCCUGACCUUCGCCGAGAACCCGUUCGUCGUCAGCAUGUUCUGCUCCUUUGAGACUCGCAGACACCUCUGCAUGGUCAUGGAGUAUGUGGAGGGAGGAGACUGUGCCACCCUGCUGAAAAACAUCGGCGCACUGCCAGUGGAAAUGGCUCGAAUGUACUUCGCUGAGACUGUCCUGGCUCUGGAGUACAUCCACAACUAUGGCAUCGUGCACAGAGACCUCAAACCAGACAAUCUGCUGAUUACGUCGAUGGGACACAUUAAACUGACUGACUUCGGCCUCUCUAAGAUGGGUCUCAUGAGCCUCACCACAAACCUGUAUGAGGGCCACAUCGAGAAGGAUGCUCGUGAGUUCCUGGACAAACAGGUGUGUGGCACCCCAGAGUACAUCGCCCCGGAGGUGAUACUGCGGCAGGGUUAUGGGAAGCCCGUGGACUGGUGGGCCAUGGGAAUCAUCCUCUAUGAGUUCUUGGUAGGCUGUGUGCCAUUCUUCGGGGACACACCUGAGGAGCUGUUUGGCCAGGUGAUCUCAGAUGACAUUGCCUGGCCCGAGGGAGAUGAAGCGUUGCCUAGCGACGCCCAGAACCUGAUUUCCACGUUGCUGCAGACCAACCCACUGGUGCGAUUAGGGACAGGAGGAGCGUAUGAGGUGAAGCAGCACUCGUUCUUCUACGAUCUGGACUGGAACAGUCUGCUGAGGCAGAAGGCGGAGUUCAUCCCUCAGCUGGAGUCUGAGGAGGACACCAGCUACUUUGACACCCGCUCGGAGCGUUAUCACCACGUCAACUCUUACGACGAGGACGACACGAACGACGACGAGCCGGUGGAGAUAAGACAGUUCUCCUCUUGCUCUCCACGUUUCAGCAAGGUGUACAGCAGCAUGGAGCACCUGUCUCAGUUGGAGCAGAAAACACCGGCGGUGACCAGACGAGAGCAUAAGGGACGUCGCGAGGACAAAAUGGCAAAGAGAGAGAGCAUCGGGAGCUUUAGCAAGAGCUGGAGGACAAGCUCACCAGAGAUGAAGCGUCUCUCGUGUUCUGAGUCUCUGUACACAGAGGGAGAUUCCAGUCCUCCUCUAGGUGCCAGGCGACGCUUUUCUGCACUGAUGGACACGCACCGCUUUGCCUUGCCUCUAGAGAGUGAAGCAGAAACGCAGCCGCAACAAAGUGCGGCUAAAACCACUGCAGCCUCAUCACCCAGUGCUAGUGAACAGAGCACGUCUGUAAAGGAGGCGCCAGGAGUGAAUGUGGGAGAUAAGCCAGGCAGACCCACUGAAGUAUCAGCACCACAGCCAAUUCCAUCAGCGACAGCGGCAGCCGUCACGGUUUUCCGGGAUGCUGUUGUCAUGGGCGACUCCCCCAGCCAACGGGCCACCAACGACCUGGUCCUAAGAAGAGCACGUCACCAGCAGCUCUCUGGAGAUAGCGAGAAACGAACCACACGUCCCGGCAACAAGGUCAUCAAAUCUGCCUCAGCUACGGCGCUGUCUGUCAUUAUUCCAGCGGUUGAGCAGCAUUCUAGCUCUCCUUUGGCCAGCCCAAUGUCCCCUCGCUCUGUCUCGUCCAACCCGUCAUCGCGAGAUUCGUCCCCAAGUCGAGACUACGGCCCUGCGGUUAGCGUACUCCGCUCACCCAUCACCAUCCAGCGCUCAGGCAAAAAGUAUGGCUUCACGCUGCGUGCCAUCCGGGUCUACAUGGGGGACAGUGACGUCUACAGUGUACACCAUAUGAUCUGGCAUGUAGAAGAAGGCGGUCCAGCUCAGGAGGCAGGGAUGUGUGCUGGUGACCUCAUUACACAUGUCAACGGAGAAUCUGUGCAUGGAUUGGUGCAUACAGAAGUGGUGGAACUCAUUCUCAAGAGUGGUAAUAAGGUGACUGUGACCACCACUCCCUUUGAGAACACAUCGAUCAAAGUGGGUCCUGCUCGCAGAUCUAGUUACAAGUCCAAGAUGGCAAGACGCAGCAAAAGAACAGUCAAAGAGGGACAGGAAAGUAAGAAGCGAAGCUCUCUGUUCCGCCAGAUAACCAAGCAGUCUAAUCUUCUGCACACGAGCCGUAGCCUGUCAUCUUUAAACCGCUCCCUGUCCUCUAGUGAUAGUUUGCCAGGCUCUCCUACACACAGCCUGUCUGCCCGGUCACCCACUCAAAGCUACCGCUCUAGUCCAGACUCCUCUUUCCUAGGUGCGUCUUCUCAGAGCAGCUCUCCAGCCUCCAGCACACCAAAUUCUCCUGCCGCCUCCCAGCAUAUGCGUCCCAGCUCUCUUCAUGGCCUGUCACCUAAACUGCACCGUCAGUACCGCUCAGCCCGUUGCAAAUCUGCUGGCAACAUCCCUCUGUCCCCGCUUGCACAUACGCCAUCCCCUACACAGUCUUCCCCACCGUCCUUGUCGGGUCACACAGUGGGAAGUUCUAAUAUGACCCAGAGCUUUUCUGUCAAGCUUCAUUCAUCUCCACCUAUUACAAGGCCCAGGCCAAAGAGUGCUGAACCACCCCGGUCUCCACUUCUCAAGAGGGUGCAGUCAGCAGAAAAGCUAGGGUCACCUUUAUCUUCUUCGUCUUCCACAGACAAGAAAGGUGGAAUUGGGGCUAUGAGGAAGCAUAGUCUGGAGGUUGGCCAUUCAGAUUAUCGUAAGGAGGGCUUCCACUGUGAGCUUGGACUCCAAAGCUUGUUGGAAACAGAAGGGGAGAAUCUGGCCUCAACUUCUGCAACAACCCCAUCCCCUACCCAGCCCACAGCUCCGUCUCCCCUGGAAACAGGUGUUUUUAAGCCGGUAAGGAAGCUGGGCAGGCAGGAAUCCCCACUGAGUAGAGAUGCUUUGCUAGCUGGAAGAGUGAAAGAAAAGGACAAUGGCAGGAUGAAGUCUGGAGAGUUAGCCCAGGGAAGUGAGAGUAAACUGGAAAUAGUCCUAGAGAAGUCACCCCCUGCCACAGAGGCUCAGCAGCAUAUCAUGAGCAUGAAAGUCCCAGAUGAUAAGUCAAGUCACAUAAGAUCUCCAGUUGUUGAUGUGUCUCAACAUUCACCAUCCAAACCAAGAGAUGCUAGCACAGCCAAACUUGAAGCUAGUCAGCCUGUUGUGACCAAACCUUCACCUGUUGCACCAGAGACUAAACAUAGCGUAACUCCUUUAAUUCCAUCACCUCUGACCACUGGUGCUCUAAAAAACACAGAGCUUACCUUCUCUAGCAUAGGUGCAUUAGGCAUGAGUCAGGUUUGUGAGACAAAAUCCCCCAGCAAGAAUGUCCAUUCACAGACACCAGGGACUGCUAAAGCUCACCAGGCUUCCAUCAGUGUUGUCAAGGACUUGCAAGAAAAAAAAGUGGUUGAAAAGAAAACAGAAAUGAAAGAAGUGAAACAAGAUACAGGAAAGAAUAUCAGCCCUGUCAAAUCUGGUGUAACAUGCAGUGGCCCUGUAAAGGCAACUCCACUCCCUGAAAAAGUGUCAAUCCACGCGACAACCACAGAAGUGUUCAGAGUUGUCAAAGGACCAUCAGAUGGAGACACUCUUAAAAAGUCAGGUGCAGAGACUCAUGGUAGGACUCCUGAUAUGAGGGUAAGAUCUGGAUUACCUCCAUCCAAGGGGUUUGUUCCACCCUUUCCACCUCAGGUCCAGUCUCCUGCUCUAGGCAAGCUACGGACGGACAAGGGCCUUUCUCCAGUCAACUGUUACCGAGGCACAUUGGACUGGGAAGACAAGUGUCUCUUGGAAGUUGUUGAGGAGCAUUCUCCUUCUCCUACACCGUCCCCUACUGCAGCUACUCCUAGCCUGUCAAAAUCACCUCUCCAAUGCGUUGUUACUCAGUCCUUGUCUCUCAGUGACAAAAGUGGCUCGGCUAGUGUGUCUAAAACUGGAAAAGAACCAGCCAAAGGGUUAAUCCAGGAGGUUGCAAAGGGCAAGGAAGCUGUUAAAUCAGAGGAAACCAAGGUUAUUGCACAAGGAAAGACUGAGGUUUCAGGUAGCCCAAAUUUAAAAGUAGCAACACUGAGCCCUACUGGCACAAUACCACAGAAAAAGAAUGAGAGCACGAAGAAUGGCUUGUGACAUUUCAGCACAGCCUGCCUUUGCCUUUAUUAGAUAUUUAGCACUUGGAGACAAGAGAAAACAAUUGUGAUAAGGUUCUUCUAAUACUGGUUUUAUUUAUUGUACAAAAAAAGGUUACUAGAUGUAUUACAGGUAUAUGCAGAGAAUGAUUGCACACAUACCUGUAUUUGAAAAGAAAGCGCAAAGGGGUUUAACAGAUCAAACAAUGCUGAAACUGUAAAUGCCAAUUCAUUGCUUAAGCAAAAUGGUUGCAAAAUGGUUUCUUCCUAAGACAUUCUCUAAACAAACAAACAAACUUCAUCAAAGAGUUCUUUCUCGUGAGUUUGAUUCCUCUGUUUGAUUAGCAUGCUGUACUGUGAUUAUGCAGCUAGCGCUCAAACUGCGCUUCCUUCUAUGCUACGUAGGUGGAGGGAUAAGUAGGACCAAAAUAAGCAAAAAAAAUAAAACCCUGAGAGAUUUAAAUUUCUGUAAGCCCAUAGACCAAUGGAAGAUUUUAAAGGGCAAAUGCCUUAAAUUAAGAUGGUUUUGAAUUAUCCUGCACUGAAUGGGUGAGCGUAGCCUUCUUAUCAGGUGCCAACAGGAGGCCUAGCACAGUAGCCCAGUGACUGCUUCCUGUCGCAGCUUAGACAGCCCUGAUAUAACCGCUGAGGUGGGCUUUGUAUCCGCUCCAUUAAACAGGUGCCUUUCUGCUGGAUUGGCCAAGAUGCGUUUAUGAGGGCUGUCAGGGUGGAUCAUGGAAAGGUAUUAGUGAAAGAGCAACGUUUUGCACAUGCUGCUGGGUUUAAAUUGUAUCAAGCAGAGCAGAGAGUGUGGAGGGUCAAACUGGCUAAAGGUUUAAAUACAUGAUUUAUUUUGCUCAUGCUGAAAAACUUGAAGUAUUGCAACACAUUUCAAUUAUAUUGUGGAAAUCAUUCAGAAAAAAAAAUAUCAGCUUUUAGUUCCAAACCCAAAUCCUGGUGUAUGAGUUAACUGUAUUAUCGCAUUUAAUCUUUUAAACAUUUAGGAUGUAUCCUGACUUCUCCAAUAUAGAAUAUCAUCAUCAGUAAAAAGAAAAAGAAUAUAAAAGAUGGUACUUGGUAAAAUAUGAAGAAAUAGUAUGUUGUUCAGUGUCUAGAGCCAUGAUGUAUAGAGCUAUGAUGAUAAUGUUUGGUCGUUAAAUACAGUAGAUCUAGCAGUGUAGAUUCCCACUGGGUCUGUUUUUGUAUUGUGUGGUCUUAGUAAAGUGAGGCCUAAACACCAACACUUUUAGUUUAUAACUUUUUUUGUCAUUAAUCAUAUUGUUUACCUCAUUACUGUGGUGAAUAUUUAUGAAUAAGCAGUUAUUUAACAACAACAAAUGUGCAAAAUCAGAGAGUAACAGUGUAAAUAGAAAUGUGCUGACAUCUGGUGGCUAAAUAGCACCAUGACCCUAUUUCUGUACUUGGGUGAUGUUUAAAAAGUGCAGUAUAGAGACCUCUGCUGCCUGCGAGAUGAACUGCAAGUGCAAUGCAAACACUGAGAAGUUUAACUGACUGCAUCCCCUCUAGUCAACAUUAACUGCUCUGGUGUAAUUCAGUCCAUCUGCCUCAUGGGUUUGCCAAGGGAUGGGGCUAAAGAAAAUGAACAUCACAAAACUAGAAGCCUGACACGAAGAGACUAGCUAUAUCAGUUGUUGACAGUUUUAUUAACGUCUUUAAAAUUGCUUGUUCGUUACAAUUCCAUAACAAUUCCACGUGGAAAAAUGACAAAGUGCAGCUUUAAGGUAGAUGACGUACAGUAGGAAUCAUUACUAUCAGUUUGAUAAUAGUAUUGACUUGUUGUGUUUUACGGAGACGUGUAUUGAUUUUAACGGUUGAAGUCCAAAAGGCUCUGUUUGUGUUUGUGUAUCCUGUCAGGUCAGGAAUGCAAAUCAACAGCCUGCUCUUUCCAUCCUCGCAAUCCUGCUUGUUCCUAGUGAAGUUGAUUACUGAAGCUAAAUUUUAAUCUGAGUGACAUCUGUAUGUUGCGUAAUACACUCGCUGGUUUUUAAACUAUUUUCUCACCACUCUGUGUAGCAUGCUUCGUUCUACAUUUGUACCAGUAUAUGACAGAGUGCAAAGCGCACCGUCUCGUUUGUAAACCCUCACCUUAGUUUGGAUGUCAUACAGCAUCUUGGUGAUCUGGAACUCUGUAACAUCUGAGUAAAGUGGAGCUGGUGUACCCCAAAUAUUCGGAAUUGGUUUGUCACUUUAGCUUCGUGGGGAAUGUAGCUGAGGUGUAAUGGAAGCCAUCCUCUUUUUCGUUUACAUUUACAUUGUUUAGAAACGUCCAGAACGACAUACAGAAAACUUAUCCUCACGCUAGGUCAAUUGAUCAGGGUCUAUGAAUAGUUUUAAGUUAAAACCCCAGAGAGAGGAAGUAAGAGAGGAAGUUAGUACAACACGAAAACAAUUUAGGCUGCUUUGUCACAUCACAGUUCAUUAGUUCUUUCUUCCUGUGUGAUAUUGUGCGUUUCCUCUGGGUUUAGCUGGUUUCCUCCCAGUAAUAUGGCACUAUAUUGAUAUAUUGAUGAUGCUCUAUGAUGAACUGGUAGCCCAUACAGGGUACAGUGAGUCCAGCAGGGUGUCCAGCACAACACUGGGCUAGGAUUACUUAUUUUGCUAAUCGAACAUCCCUGGCCCUGAGAGUUCUCCUCCUCAGCAUACCUUGACCCAUGGUGGCCAUAAAGCCACCAUAACGUACCAGUGUUCACCUGCUUCUUCUGUGUGAAGUCUGUAUGACAUCAUGCUGGGAUUGAGGCAUGAAUUAGCACCCGAUCAAGCAAACACUGGACAACCAAAACUUUCUGAUAAAUAGAGCAGAACCUUGAGGGAUACCAUUAGAUGUGUAUUAAAGGUAAAUCUAAACAAAGCCUUAUAAUCAUAUCCACAUUUUUCAGUUUUAAAUCCAGUCCAUUGAUCAACAAUUUAAUUGCAUGGCACUAAUUGACACAGCGUGAUGUAACCGGAUAUCAGAAACAUGAGUAUUUUUGACUUAUUUGCUGUAACUAUAACGUAGGUGAAGGAUUUCAGCUUGGUUUUCUAACCACACGCUGGAACUGAUUCCAGGUCAUGAGACUCUCGUAACAGCUGGACCUGAUACUCAUGACACAUACAAAAAAAAAAAAAAAAUUAUUAAAAAAAAUCACACUUAUUGACUGUUGUCCAUUUUAUCACGUGACUGUUAUAGUAUAUCAAAUCAUGAAGUUAAAAAAAAACAUUUUGUAUUAUUUUCUGUUCCACUUUAUAGCCUAGUUUCUUAUUCCUGAUGUAAAAUGAUGGAUUUGAUGAAUUGCCUCCAGGCUCGUUCCAAGUCAACCCUCCUGACUCCCGAAGCAUCAUCAGUUCCUGUGCAUCAUUUGUGAUUUCUUUCUGAAUAUGUUUAUUUAUUUACUUGUUUUUACGAUUCUGUACUCUACCAGAAUGCACUUUAUUUGAUGGAUCUUCUUUUACACAGACGUAUAAAAACAUACUGUAUUCAUUUACUGUACCACCUAGAGAAAUGUACACCCGAAUGCAGAUAUUCUCUGUUUAACAUGAAUGUUUUAGAGAGAAAAAUAAAGGAACAAUCGUUUUAUUAUGUACCUUUUAAUUCACCUGCACUGUCGGCUUGGCCAUAGAUAUUUAUUUAUUUAUUUAUUUAUUACUCUGCGGCACUUUUGAUUAUCAGUCGAUGCAGCAUUAUUUGUGCAACCAAAUAAAUAAAGUGAUAUUGAUUA